Messenger RNA from Chiloscyllium plagiosum (whitespotted bambooshark), 3848 nucleotides. RefSeq names its product lysine (K)-specific demethylase 8 (gene kdm8). Gene Ontology annotation, molecular function: histone H3K36 demethylase activity. Gene Ontology annotation, cellular component: nucleus. Lineage: Eukaryota; Metazoa; Chordata; Chondrichthyes; Orectolobiformes; Hemiscylliidae. The record is from RefSeq and is a predicted model, not a curated record.
UAUAUUCACUCUUAAUUUUAACAAGAACAGUAAAAGGACAACAGUUUUAAUUUAUUCAGCUUAAAUUUUAAUCCUUUUAAAUUUCAGGCACAGACUGGAGGAAAAACAGGCAAACACAAAUAUUGAGAGGGAUAAAAUAGUCAAAGGAACAUCACAGCAGUUGAACUGCUGUGCUCUUCCAGCACCACUAAUCCAGAAUCUGGUUUCCAGCAUCUGCAGUCAUUGUUUUUACCUAGUCAAAGGAACAUACCAAUCCAAACUCAGAAAUCUAAAUGGCUUGGCCCCACAAUCCUUUAACUAUCUUUGAUGAUACUCAAUGUUAUUUACACAGUGGUGAUCAGUCUGCAGCUCAUUGGUUGCUUGAUUGGAUAAUCAGUCUUUCUGCUUGUCUUUGGAUUUCAUUCAGCAUUUCCAAACAGUAUUUCCAAAAAAUUAGAGAAAGCACCUAUAUGGGAACAGGUGGGAGAAAAGGGUUGAUGCAGUUGGCUUGGGAGGUUUCCUUGCUUCUUUCUCUCAUUCCCCUUACAGAGUCUGUGUUAAACUGCAACAAGACCACUUAGACAACUGUACCUGUGUUGGGGUCCCCUGAGCCUAAAACAACUGGUGCCAGUUGAAAAGCCAAAAAUAAAAGACAGUGUCUCUGGGCAUGUAAACAUGUGGUGCUGCUCUAUUUGAGAAGUGUGCCCCUGAAAGUGGGUUAUUAUUGUACAGUGGUAUUGUCCCUACCUCCAAGCCAGAAGGCCCAGCUUCAAAUCCUACCUGCUCCUAAGAUGUAUCAUAACGUAGUGGGCUGUGCUUGUAAUUUAUCUCUUUAAGGACUCCUGUAGCACAGUGGUAGGCCAAAAGAUCUAGCUUCCAAUCCCACCUGCACCAGAGAUGUCUUCACAUUUCUGAAUGAGUUGGUUAAAAAUAUCUGUCCCCAAAAGUAAUAUUAUUGCAUAUGCAUUAGUUAGCUUCAUUUGCUUUCCAAAGUUGCAAACACACUUUGUAUUCACAUUUUAAAGCAGCAUCCAUUUUUCCCAUUUGCAGUCCAUAGUUCAAAAAUGUUUUUAAAAAUGUGGUUACUUACAGUAUGAAUAUGUAUUCCUAACAUAAAGCAGAAAGCACACUGAGUCAAGCAACGAAGUAAUCAGUAUCACAGGAAUCCUCAAUGCCCCAAAACACUGAAGGAAAAUAUCAUGUGGAAUAAAAGUUCAUUUGUGAUGCUUUCUGUGGUUGACUAGCCCCUGUGUCACUUUAUGUACGAAUGCAUGAUAAUGUUGCUAAGUGCUGCUCAUGGAAUUCUAUCCCAGCUAGCAUCUGCCCUUGUGAGAAGAUGGGGAAAAGUGACAGAAGAGAUUGAUUCUGUUGAACUGGUGCACUGGAUGACUUGUACUAACUGGCUAUAGCACUGAUCUUUGGUUGGCAGUGAAAGCCAGGAGCCCUCAGCAAACUUCAGAUUACACCAUGUUGUUCAAUUCAUCUCCAUCUCCUUAAACAGUAUAGAGUUCAUUUAUCACAGUUUUAGAAGGUACAAAUGGGCAGCCGUAUUUUUAAAAAUUUAUUACUUCUAAACAAUGUCCAGAAACUCCUUUACGCAUGAGCUAAUUAGAUUUGCUGUGCCUAAUUGUGACAGCUGGUUAAUAUUCACCGAACAGCCAGAAACAGCUACCCAGGGAUGAAUUAGCUGCAAAUGAAAUAUAAACAAACAGAUGCUGUCACUUAAAAAAUCAAUUCAUCUCAGAAAAACGCAUACUUAAAUCUUAUUUCCAGAUUCUUUCAAUAUGCACGUCUGCUGCAGCUUUUAAUAAGAUUUUUUUAAAUUACGCACUUUUAAAAUGUGCACAGAUUUAUUUAAAGUGGGAAAUGAAAAUUGUGUGAAAAGAGACACGGAAUAGUUUUUUGCUGUUUUAUAUCCCAUGAUUUAUUAAUUUAUGAAUAUUAUGCUUCAGUAAAGAGAACCUUUGUAAUAGAAUUCUGUUUUUAUAGGUUGAUGGCAGCAAUAUUGGAUUCAAAGGAUAGAGAGAGGAAGUGGAAACCUAUUUAAAAAUCCUUGGGAUGUUAAAAAAUUUGUGGCAGUGGUUCAAGCUUCACGUUAUGCAUUGACCCUUCUAUUUACACGUAAUGAUGAGGUACCUUCUUGAACCACUGCAGUCCACAUUGUGUAGGUUCACCUAGAGUGCUACUCCGGAGGAGUUCCUGAAUGUUUGAUCUAGCUACAUUGAAGGAAUAACAAUAUAGUUCCAAGUCAAGAUGGUGUGUGACUUGAAAGGAUCAUCUCCACAGUGGAAAUCUGGUGAGCCAGUGAAGACCAAGACAAGUCUACAAACGCUGAGUUCAUCGUAAUUACUGAAUGUCGAGGGAAAAAAAUUGUACAAGUACCAGAUUCUUAGCAAUUAGAUAAUUACUUUGUUGUUUUAACCUCUGAAAUGUGCUGCCAUCAACUGCCAAGUAGCCUGUCGUCUUACUGAAUUGUAGUAAUUUGCACAUGAAGUGAAACCCAUGAGUUGUAUUUGGGAAGAGGUAAUGGCAAUUUUGCCACCAAGAUUGGAAGACUUCAACUUGGAGUUCAACAGUACAGUGGAUAUGAGCCUCGUAUUCUUAUUAAGAAAAACAGUGGAUUUACUAUACAAAGGCCAGGACAUAGACAAGUGCCUGCAGCUCAGUCAGACUAUUGUGGAUUUCUCUUGGGAGAAACUUAAUAUUGGAACUUGGAGGGACGUGGAUAAGGAGUGGAGGAGGGUGUAUUCUCAUGGCUGUCUUUUUAAAGCUGUUUGUUUGUGCAAAGAUGAAGGAACGGUUAGUGAGGCAAUAAAAACUUGUGACAUGGGUUUGUUGAUGGGGGCAAUCAUAUUGGACAACAUUCUCAACAGACUGGUCGGAGUUCUUCAGAGAUACACUCUUGGGAAAAGGCCUUUAGAAGAUGCUGCAUCCCAUCAGGAAUCAAGCAGAAAGAAGCUAAGUGUUUCUCUUCCUCUGGUGCAAGAGAUGAAAACUGAAAUGGCUGUUCCAAGAGUCCACUGCCCUUCACUGGAAUAUUUUAGAACACACUAUCUCAUUCCACAGAAACCUGUCAUACUGGAGGGAAUUGUUGAUCACUGGCCUGCUGUGAGGGAUUGUAAAUGGAGCGUGGAGUACAUCCGUGACAUUGCAGGCUAUCGCACUGUGCCAGUAGAACUGGGUUCUCGUUACACCGAUGAGCAAUGGUCCCAGACACUGAUGACUGUGAAUGAAUUCAUUGAGAAGUAUGUUUUGGACCAGGUGGAGCAGGAGCCCAUUGGAUAUCUAGCACAGCAUCAACUAUUUGAACAGAUCCCAGAGUUACGAGAGGACAUCGACAUACCAGAUUACUGUUGUCUAGGAGAUGGUGAUGAAGAUGAGAUCACCAUAAAUGCCUGGUUUGGGCCAAUAGGAACAAUUUCCCCCCUACACCAGGAUCCACAACAAAACUUCCUAACACAGGUGGUGGGUCAGAAAUAUAUCCGCCUGUAUUCCCCAGCAGAGACUGGAAGACUGUAUCCUCAUUCAACCCAACUAUUGCACAACACCAGUCAGGUGGAUGUGGAGAACCCAGAUUUGGUCAAUUUUCCAGAGUUUAAAUUUGCUGAUUUCCAGGAAUGCGUACUGAGGCCAGGAGAGGUCCUGUUUAUCCCAGUGAAGUACUGGCAUUAUGUGAGGUCACUGGACAUCAGCUUCUCUGUCAGCUUCUGGUGGUCCUGACUCUUCCAUUCCACGUAAGAUGAAAUGUGAGCCAUUGAGUUGUGGGAAAUUUCUCACUCCUGGAACUAAAUGUGACAGAAGAGAAUUUCUACAGCCAACCUGGAGAGGAGAGAACCAGAAAGGAAAAAACAGAGGGGGAAUGAGGCUGA